This is a messenger RNA of Eriocheir sinensis (Chinese mitten crab), 1009 nucleotides long. RefSeq names its product probable aconitate hydratase, mitochondrial. Gene Ontology annotation, molecular function: aconitate hydratase activity; 4 iron, 4 sulfur cluster binding. Gene Ontology annotation, biological process: tricarboxylic acid cycle. NCBI's taxonomy places the organism in Eukaryota, Metazoa, Arthropoda, Malacostraca, Decapoda, Varunidae. The coding region runs from base 197 to 802 and encodes 201 amino acids. Gene Ontology annotation, cellular component: cytosol; mitochondrion. The transcript is spliced from 6 exons. The record is from RefSeq and is a predicted model, not a curated record.
GCCUCCACGCCCAUCCAGUGCCCCCACGCCCACACAGUGCCCCCACGCCUCCACGCCUCCACGCCCAUCCAGUGCCCCCACGCCUCCACGCCCAUCCAGUGCGUAUUACAAGAGUGUUAGGAGUGUUGUCCGUGGCCAGGUCCAGGCACGAUGCUUCCACGUCUCCCCGCUGAUCUCUACGGCCCAGAAGGUGGCCAUGUCCCACCUGGACCCUGGCUCGGAGAUGCCCUACCCCAAGCUGCAGGCCAACUUAGAUAUCGUCCAACAAAGGCUGAACCGCCCUCUCACCCUCUCGGAAAAAGUGCUGUACUCUCAUCUGUCCGAUCCUUCAACCAAGAAAUCGUCCGAGGUGAGUCCCACUACCUCAAGCUCCACCCAGACCGCGUUGCAAUGCAGGACGCCACAGCACAGAUGGCCGUGCUUCAGUUCAUUAGCUCUGGACUGCCCAGGGUCACCGUACCAUCAACCAUCCACUGUGACCAUCUUAUUCAAGUACAGAUCGAUGGCCCUCAGGAUCUCCAGCGAGCCAUUGAAAUCAGCAAAGAGGUCUACAAUUUCCCGGCUACUGCUGGGGCCAAGUAUGGAGUUGGAUUCUGGAAGCCUGGCUCUGGGAUUAUUCAUCAGAUCAUUUUGGAGAACUACGCUUUCCCCGGGCACUGAUUCUCACACGCCCAACGUAGGUGGUCUUGGAGGCCUGUGCAUUGGUGUGGGUGGUGCCGAUGCUGUUGAUGUUAUGGCCGACAUUUCCUGGGAGCUGAAGUGCCCUAAGAUUCGGAGGAAGAAGAAGAGGAGGAAGAGAUAACAAGAGGAACAGAAGAAGGAGAAGAAGAAGUAAUCUCUCUCUCUCUCUCUCUCUCUCUCUCUCUCUCUCUCUCUCUCUCUCUCUCUCUCUCUCUCUCUCUCUCUCUCUCUCUCUCUCUCACACACACACACACACACACACACACACACACACACACAGUAAAACACAAUUUCUUCAUAAUUUCAAAAACUUUAUUAAUAUAUAUUU